Messenger RNA from Carassius carassius (crucian carp), 1164 nucleotides. It is a transcript of the gene cln5, whose product is annotated as CLN5 intracellular trafficking protein. Lineage: Eukaryota; Metazoa; Chordata; Actinopteri; Cypriniformes; Cyprinidae. The transcript has 4 exons. Gene Ontology annotation, biological process: lysosome organization. Gene Ontology annotation, cellular component: lysosome; lysosomal membrane. The record is from RefSeq and is a predicted model, not a curated record. Gene Ontology annotation, molecular function: hydrolase activity, acting on glycosyl bonds. The coding region runs from base 128 to 1087 and encodes 319 amino acids.
GAUAACUCAAUUUAGAGAGUCACGUGAUCCAUGUUCUCUAAAACAAGGAUGUGAGACAGAAACAAUCGUUUAGACAGCUGCAAGUCGGACAAACAUCACAUGAGUGUUUCUGCGAGCCCGUGCUGACAUGAACUCUUUGGUGUUCUUCUGUUGGAUUGUGGGAUCGCUCAGUGGACAGCAGCUCUGGCCUGUGCCUUACGAGCGACUUGACAGGCGUCCAGAUGUGGAUCCCUACUGCCAGGCUUUGUACCCGUUCUGCCCGAGCGGGGAUCCAGAAGGCCGGAUCCCUGUGAUGACCGACUCGGACAUCAUCUCGGUGUUCAGACUGCAGACUCCGGUGUGGGAGUUCAAAUACGGAGACAUGCUGGGAAAGUUUCAUAUCAUGCAUGAUGCCGUCGGCUUUGGAAGCGCAAGAACGGGACGAAACUUCACCAUGGAGUGGUACGAGCUGUUUCAGCUGGGGAACUGCACCUUUCCGCACGAGAGAGCGAGCGUGAGCGCGCCCUUCUGGUGUAAUCAGGGAGCCGCCUGUUUCUACGAGGGCAUCGAUGACAUCCACUGGAAACAGAACGGCACUCUGGAGAAGAUCGGAGAGAUUUCGGGCGAGAUGUUUAAUGAGAUGGCUCGCUGGGUUCAGGAGGACAAUGAAACGGGUGUUUAUUACGAGACUUGGACGGUAAAGUCAGAUGCUGGUGCAAACGCCACCACGUGGUUUGAGUCCUACGACUGUUCUCAGUUUGUGCACCGCACAUAUAAGACGUUGCUGGAUUUGGGUGCCGAGCUGUCCAGCCAGACUCCUACUUAUUACACCAAGAUCUAUCUGUUCAGCGGAGUGCCGGUCCAUUUGGGAAACGACUCCAUCUUUCAGCAGUCCUCCACCAAAGAUCUGGCCACAGACAUCAAGAAGUUCUUCCACUCGUUCCGCUCGCACCAGUCUUUCGUGGAAAUGAUUGAGAGCUUGUUGGAGGCUUUUGAAAAGAUGGUCCUAGAGAAGACCUUCUAUUUCUACUACAACUCUGAAUAUUGGAUGCUGCCGAUGAAAUAUCCUUACAUUAAAAUAACCUUUGAGGAGAUUCCUCUACCAUAACCACCAUAUUGUUUUUGCCUAAACGAUAUUGGAAAACCCCUAUCUUUGCUUGUAAAUAAAAUUACAUUUGAAAUGUU